Siniperca chuatsi (mandarin fish) is the source of this 1941-nucleotide messenger RNA. It is a transcript of the gene rab34a, whose product is annotated as RAB34, member RAS oncogene family a. NCBI's taxonomy places the organism in Eukaryota, Metazoa, Chordata, Actinopteri, Centrarchiformes, Sinipercidae. Gene Ontology annotation, molecular function: GTPase activity; GTP binding. The record is from RefSeq and is a predicted model, not a curated record. Gene Ontology annotation, biological process: endocytosis; phagosome-lysosome fusion. The coding region runs from base 275 to 1078 and encodes 267 amino acids. The transcript has 11 exons.
AGCAGGGGACCGAGCAGAGAAAAUGUGGGAGGAAAGGAAAAACCCUCCAGGGAACUGAGUCAGCAGCAGCGGGUCCAGCCUGCUCAACUUCCGCGGGUCGGCUUCAGCUCUGUCCUCCGCAAACUCAACACGUUAAUACUCAACAAUGAGCUUUAAUGGGUUUAAAUUACAAUAAGAAGCAUCUGUGGAAGGAAAAACAAGCCGCAGCGCAGAAGAGAGAAGAGGAAACGUGGGCGGACCAUCCCGUUUCGUUGAGCAUUUACCUCGAGGCUUCAUGUCUGUCCGAGUUUCAGCCAUGAGUGUUCUUCCUCCCGUUCGAAAGGACCGCAUCAUCGCUCAGCUCCCUCAGUAUUUCAGGAAAGAGGCAGCUCUGCACACUAAGGAGGAUUUCAACAAUAAAGUGAAGACCGCCUGCCAGGAGCAGCGCACCGGCACUGUGGGCAGAUUUAAAAUCUCUAAAGUCAUUGUUGUGGGUGACCUGGCUGUGGGGAAAACCUGUCUGAUUAAUAGAUUUUGCAAAGAUGCUUUUGAUAAAAACUACAAGGCAACGAUCGGAGUUGACUUUGAGAUGGAGCGGUUUGAGGUGCUGGGCGUUCCUUUCAGCCUGCAGCUGUGGGACACUGCAGGCCAAGAGAGGUUCAAGUGUAUUGCUUCUACGUACUACAGAGGAGCCCAAAUUGUGAUUAUCGUGUUUGAUGUAAAUGAUGUUGCCUCUUUGGGCCAUGUGAGGCAGUGGCUCGCAGACGCCUUGAAAGAAAACGACCCCACCGGUGUUCAGCUGUUCCUCGUUGGCACAAAGAAAGACCUGAGCUCUCCUGCUCAGUAUUCUCAGAUCGAACAAGAUGCUCUCAAACUAGCACAAGAGAUCAGAGCAGAGUAUUGGGCCGUGUCGUCACUGACAGGGGAAAACGUGAACGAGUUUUUCUUUCGAGUUGCAUCGCUGGCAUUUGAGACCAACGUCCUCGCUGAGCUGGAGAAAAGUGGGUCGAGGCAAAUCGGGGACGUUGUCAGAAUUAACAGCACUUCAAACAAUCUGUAUGCUGCAUCAAAGAAGAAACAGCCGAACUGCUGUCAGUAAGGAAUUUAAAGUCAAAGGUGCAGACUGAAAUUUUUUUUUUCUCAGUGGAAAAAGAGUGUGGCUGCUCUCCAGCUCAUGGGAGGGAUUUCUGUGGUCGAAGCAGGAGGAGGGACGCUGGAGUUUUACUUCCUGACAUGUUUGAGUUCAGUUUUUCCUGGCCUAGAAAGAGUUUUCCCACUGUGGGAUGUGGAUUCCUGUGGUGUCGUCUGGAGUUACAGAGUGACACGGCAAUUACACAAAUAUGACCGUUCUGGUACUGCAGAGAUGCCAAAGAAUGACUUUUGAUUUUUGUAACAUGGUGUAUGUGUGGAUGCUUACCUUACUUAGGGCUUGAAAUGAAUAUUCAGUCUUGCUGCUGUAGUUUGUUUAACGAUUAAGAAUUUUCUUUACAAUAAUACUCUGAUUUACCCUCAAGUCUGCUGUUUUAAAUGGUAAUUGGUACUUGACCUGUUUUCAUAAUAUUGUAGAGCAGAGGUUCUCAAACUUUCUGUAAGAUUAUGCAGUAAAUCACAAGAAAAAAGAUUUGAGGAGAGUCUGAAGAAAUAAACAGAAUAUUGUGUAGCAGGAAUUUUUUUCUGCUUUCCUAUCCAGUUUAAUCUUCACAGGACCCCUCAGACUUAUCUUGUGACCUCCAGGUUGGGAACCAUUGUUUUAGAUGCAGUCUUGGAUGUUUUUAUCUACAUCGUAUGCUUCCUAGGUACUUUUUUGCUUUUUGUUUACAAUCAAAUCAAUGACUGAAUUUGGAUUAUCAUUUUUGGAUCAAAAACUGAGAUAGUGUGUACAAAUAUUUUAUCAUUUAUUUUCUUUAAAAUUUCACAUGGUAUGUUUUACAUGUAAUAAACAUAUUAAAAAAGAGAAAAAAA